UUAAUCAUUUCUCCGAAUUGUGUUUCUACAGGAUGGAUUCUGUGAUUAAAGCUCUGGAGGAGGUUCUGCGCUCCGCAUUACCGCAGGGAUGUAUUACAGUUGGGGUAUACGAGGCUGCAAAGUCACUCAAUGUGGACCCUGAUAACGUGGUGCUGUGCAUCCUGGCCACAGACGACGAUGAUGUGAAGGAUGUGGCGCUUCAGAUUCACUUCACUCUCAUUCAGGCUUUCUGCUGCGAGAACGACAUCAACAUCCUGCGCGUCAACAACACGCGUCGCCUCGCGCACAUCCUCGGGGGCGCCGGCAUGCACGGCAGCGAGCAGAUGGAUCUGCACUGCAUUCUGGUCACUGUAAGUGUCAACAAUAAUUGUACCUGGGAUUAGAAUCUAAAUAGGAAGCAAAAGCCAAAAUAGGCCAGUA
This is a messenger RNA of Sinocyclocheilus grahami, 420 nucleotides long. RefSeq names its product growth arrest and DNA damage-inducible protein GADD45 alpha-like. The record is from RefSeq and is a predicted model, not a curated record. Gene Ontology annotation, biological process: regulation of cell cycle. The transcript has 2 exons. The coding region runs from base 33 to 383 and encodes 116 amino acids. Gene Ontology annotation, cellular component: nucleus; cytoplasm. Lineage: Eukaryota; Metazoa; Chordata; Actinopteri; Cypriniformes; Cyprinidae.